UCGACCGUUCAAAAUGGCGUGUUUUGUGCCCUGUGCUGAAAAAUGACACUUUUUUUUCAUGUUGGUAGGUGUUCGUUUCUGGCAGAGGAUGUUUGCUGUUCUGUGUUCUGUAUGUUUCCUAUCGACUAAACGUCACACAGCUGCAGGUCCUUCUGACCCCGUGUCCAAUACGCAUCGUGUUCAGGCAUUUCGGCAACUCAACAACAUAACAUGAAUUGCAGUUCGAUGUCCACCCGCUGAAGAUUUUCUUGCACGGCAGUCAUGGGCAGUAGCUGUUCAUCUUCGCAAAAAAAGGACAAGGAGCGUUCGAAGAAGAAGAAAAAGGGCAGAUGCUCCCCUGAGGGCAGACGACGCAGUUCGGUGAAAUCGACAGACAGCCUUCCCUAUGGAAAGGACUCCACUCCACCGCAAGAGCGCAGUGGCAUUGCAUCGGCUACUGCGGGAGAUGGGGCCACGGAAGCUGUGGCGUCGGCCCCAGUCAACAUCACCAGCCCUGCCGCAGUGCAGCAUAAUGGGGAAAAUGUUGCUUCACCUCCAGCUCAUGUUAUGAGCCCGGCACAGGGAAAUGAGGUGCCCCUGGAUGAUGGCCUGCCCAGUUUACAGUCGUCCUUCCCAGAAGAUGUUCACGAACUCCUGAUGGGGCACCUCGGGGAGGAUGAACCCUGUGGCAGCCAUGGAAGCCGCCUCAUCAGUCUUUACGUCUGCUCGGGGCUCCCCGAUAUGGAACUGGAGCGCAGUCACUUGACAGAAAGGGUGUACCCACAAGUACGGACCUAUUGUGCCGAACGAGGCUGCGACUUCAACGUUGUGGAUCUUCACUGGGGUGUCAAUACGGAUGGUUUGGAUAGGGUGUUCCUCACUGACCUGUGUCUGGGGACCAUCUCUCGUUUGCAGAGAGAAGGUCAUUUCCUGGUCUUGGUCCUCCUAAACGAAAAACUAGAGCACCCGCUCCCACACAUACUGCCUUCGAGUGUGCCAAGCGCAGACUUCACGGCGGCGGUAGAAUCUUUUGAGUCGACAGACCUCAGGGACCUGCUCUUGUCGUGGUACGUGAAGGACGACAACAGCGUUCCUCAGUGCCAUGUACUCCGUGCAAUAAGGGAGCGCAUCCCAGACAUUGUAUCAAACGAUCCUGGGGUGAGGACAGCUGCUGUCGAAAGGUGGCAGAAGGAGGCAGGAAUGAUGUUAGAUGCAUUCAGGUCCACCUUCACAGUGGAACAACGUACAACUCAUUUGCAAUCAGUGGUAGAACAAGAGCUCCAGGCAGCUGUGAUGCCCGAGUGGCAGAAGCCCAUUCGGUGCCUUUGGAUGGAGCGUCGUUUCACACAUCGAGGUCCCCAGCGCAGCAACAGUGUGGUGGGUGCUGUUGUGGAAUCAGAGGCACAGCCUUCCACGAUUGAUCUGUCAGAGUCCAAGAGGUACAACGUUUUGCGAGCACAGCUGGAAGAUCGCCUCCCAGAGUCCCAGAAACUGGUGGUGAGGGUGAAGUGGACCAAAGAUGGCAUCAAUACCAAAGAUCAUGCAGAGUACCUGGAUGAAGUGUGCGACACACUGCUGAAGGAAUUUACCAACAUGAUAAGCAGUGUGCUUGAGGAUGACUUGGCAGAGGAAACCAACAGACCAUGCAGGGGCAUUGAGGAGGAUCUCCAUUUGGAACUUACACAGCAAAUGAGGGCAUGCCGGUUGCUUUCCAGCACUUUUGCCGGACAGGCAGAGGCUCUAGAAAUGAUACACAAGUAUCUCAAAGGAGAAGGAUCUCACCCCCUUGUUGUGCAUGGACCUUCUGGAUGUGGCAAAAGUGCCCUAGUUGCACGAGCUGUUCAGUUAUGUGAGCAAUGGCUGCCUGACACUCCAGUGGUUGCUCGUUUGGUGGGCGUAUCACCGUGCUCUUCUACGCAGCACCAGCUGCUGCGCAGCAUCUGCGAGCAGUGCUGUGCACUUUAUGGAGUUCAUCCCAUCAGUGCGUCUAGGAGCAUUGAGGAGCUGAAGGAAAGUUUGGGAGAGCUGCUGGACAGGGUGUCUGCACAACGACCACUUGUACUCUUCAUUGAUGCCUUGGAUCAGGUGUUGGACUACAGCUCAAGGCUUCUUGACUGGUUGCCUGCUGAGUUGCCGCAGUAUGUUAAGCUUGUGCUUACAAUUGGUGACGGCUCAAAAGAGUUUCUUGAACUUCAGAACAAACUGAAAGACAAACAGCACUGCUUCCUGCCCUUGGCAAAGUGUUCCGUCGAUGACAGCAAGCAAAUCCUCAGGGAGAUGCUAGAUAAGCACAACAGGCUGCUCACAUCAAAGCAGCACGACCUCAUUCGCUCAUACAUGGCACAAACGCCGACACCGCUCCUAGCGAGUUUCAUCUCUAAACAUGCCAUUCACUGGCGCAGCUGCGACACCACCGACAAAAUAAUUAAGCGAACAGUCGAGGAAAUUGUGUCCGAAGCAUUUGCCCGUACAGAGGAGCACGUUGGACCUAAAGUGGUUUCUUUUGUUUUGGGCCUCCUCUCAUCGUCUCGCCACGGCCUCUCCGACUCCGAGCUCGUAGACAUCCUCUCCUGUCAGGACGCACUGCUCGGCUCUGUGCCUAUCAUAAAUGGAGAAAGAACAGUGCGACGUUGCCCAUUUGCUGUUUGGGCCAUCAUUCGUCAAAGUUUAUGUUCCUUACUCAAGUCCCACAUUGUAGGGGGCAAUGUGUUGACCACCUGGCGAGGGGAAAUGUAUAGAACACUGUGUCUUCAGCGGGUGAACGACGAGACUGUGCAGACGUGCAGGAUGGUGCUGGUCGACUACUUCCAAUCACAUCCUGCCAGUGUAGCCUCCUGCUGUCUGCUGGAUCAGCCCAUGAUGUUCAGCACAUUCCCGAAUCGGAGAAAAUUGGAUGAGUUGCCUUAUUACUGCAUCCAGCUCAUGAAGCUCGUCCGCGACAAGGUGAUUUUGGAUGUGAAGCCACUUCUCUCUCGCCUGCACGGGACCGUUGCCAACGGCCCGGCGGAUGCCGAAGACGAUUCGGGGGAACUUUUGAACCAGCACGUGAGGGAACAGUUUUUCUUCAAUGCUGAUUGGCUCCAGUGUAAAGUUCAGGGUUCGGACCCUCAGAUGCUGUUGGAAGAACUGGACAUGUACCUGGCUCUUAACCCGUCUGACAUGGAAUGUGCACUUUUGCGCGAUUUGAUUCAGCUCUGCAGUUACGCUUUCCGCUACGAUGGCCGCCAGUUCUCGGCACAAAUCUCUGCACGUAUGGGCUCCAUCAUGGCAAAUGAGAACGAACAUCAGAAGUACCCUCGACUUAAGGCACUCUAUGACAAUGCCUGUCGGUCAAUGAAAUCUAGUCUGGUUCCCGUAACAAAUCACUUGCGAGAACCUCUGGCGCCGCAGACUGGUAGCUCUACACCUGACGAAGAGGCACCUUCUUUAGGCCAACUUUAUCCCAUUAAAGGUGAAGCUGCACACAUGGUGUCGCUAGUGCGCAAUGAAAUGGUGGUAUGGAAUGUGAUAGAAGAGAGACGGGUGCGACGUCUUGUUGGGGUGACUGAACCGCGGGACCUGAAAAUGGUUGACCGGUACCGUGCAUUAGUGCUAUGUAAUCGUGAGCUCAAAGUGUACUCGUUGGAUGAAGGAAGACUACUUGUUAAAUUGAAAGGUGUAAUGAACCAAAAAAUGGCCUAUUUUGGGCUGCACAGUCAGGACUACGUGGUGGCUCUCUCGAGGAACAGGAUGUAUGUCAACAUGCUCAACCUCAACAGUGGAGACCUAGAGACUACCUUCAAAGUUGGAGAAGAUAGGUUUCUGAACAGCUUGCUUGUGAGCGGGAAUGGCAAGAUCUGUGUCUGCGGUGACGAGACUCAGAAGCCUUUCCCCCUGCUAGUCUGGGACCUGGCCAGCCGAAAACUUCUGUACGACUUGCGUAUCCCUCACCACGAAUUCCUAACACGUCUCUCUGCCAUCAGUGACGACGGCCACUACGUCGUCUGCGUAUGCCGUGAGCUCAGUGACAGCUCUCCAAACUUCAUCAUUGUGUACGACCUGCAAAGUGGGACACUUUUCAAGAAGUGGAAGCCUGAACGAAAUAGCUGCAGCAUUGCCAUUUCAUCGCAAGGCGGCUGUGUGGUCAAUGGACUAGACAACUGCUUUCUGCUGAUAUGGGAUCUGACAACUGGAGCCCGCAGGUACACACUGAGGGGUCAUAUAGCACCUGUGGAUCAAAUCCGCUUGGAUGAAUCUGGUUUCAAGGCACUUACAUACAACUCGAAGGGUAUUGACCGCAGUAUCAGGAUCUGGGAUGUCAUGAAAGGGGAGUGCUUAGCAGUGUUCACUCCGGACCUAGCCAUCAGCUGCUGCGAGCUUACCCUUGACGGACGUGCAGUUGCCAUGGGUCUGGAGAACCAUGAUGGGGUCUACUGCCACAUCCUAUGCCAGGAGGGACAGACACUUGCAGAGGCGCGCCCUGCACUACAAGUGUUUGGAAAUCCAGCCCAUGGCGGCAAUACGUUUGACGUCAGUGAGCAGGGCUGAUCACAGUGAUACAAAAAAAAAACUAGCAAAGUACUAUAAUGUAUUGCUUGAUUCUGAACUUUUUCCUUCUUCUGUUUUGCUUACACCUCUCUGUCCAGGAAUGCAUUCACAGUUUGGAUGUUGA
This is a messenger RNA of Ornithodoros turicata, 4630 nucleotides long. Its product is annotated as NACHT domain- and WD repeat-containing protein 1-like. NCBI's taxonomy places the organism in Eukaryota, Metazoa, Arthropoda, Arachnida, Ixodida, Argasidae. The record is from RefSeq and is a predicted model, not a curated record. The transcript is spliced from 15 exons. Gene Ontology annotation, molecular function: protein binding. The coding region runs from base 262 to 4506 and encodes 1414 amino acids.